Molecule: messenger RNA, 1860 nt
Organism: Lachancea sp. 'fantastica'
Lineage: Eukaryota; Fungi; Ascomycota; Saccharomycetes; Saccharomycetales; Saccharomycetaceae
Source: the annotation of a GenBank genome assembly
AUGUCGUUGAACACUGUGCUGCAAUUAGCUGUUCCCUUGAUUUACAAGGCCACUUUUUGCUGGGCAAAAGCGGGCUACACGGAUGCAGACGGUGAUUUGGACGAUUACGUUCCAGGUCCCGGCUCCCCAGGUGACGAUGGGUCUCCCAUCGGCUCAGGACCCGGAGAUGAUGUCAAUCCCGUCACUGAAGAGAUCUUUUCGUCCUGGGCACUCUUUAUAAUGCUGUUUCUGCUCAUUUCCGCACUGUGGUCGUGCUAUUUUCUGGCACAGCGGCGUAUCAAAGCCGUGCACGAAACAGUGCUAUCGAUUUUUUACGGAAUGGUCGUGGGACUCAUCAUACGACUCUCACCAGGCCAUUACAUCCAGGAUGCUGUGACUUUCAAUUCCUCAUACUUUUUCAAUAUUCUACUGCCUCCGAUCAUCUUGAACUCUGGUUACGAGCUUAACCAGGUCAAUUUCUUCAGCAACAUAGUUUCAAUCCUCACGUUUGCAAUCCCUGGAACUUUCAUCUCAGCCGUUGUUUUGGGCGCAAUUCUUUAUAUCUGGACAGCGCUGGGACUCGAAAAAGUCGACAUUUCGUUUGUCGAUGCCCUUUCGGUUGGGGCCACGCUUUCGGCAACGGAUCCCGUAACAAUUUUGUCUAUCUUCAACGCCUACAAAGUCGACCCCAAACUAUACACCAUUAUUUUUGGGGAGUCUCUUCUCAAUGACGCCAUUUCCAUUGUUAUGUUUGAAACGUGCCAGAAAUUUCACGGUAAGCCUGCUAAACUAUCGUCUCUGUUCGAAGGUAUAGGUCUCUUUCUCAUGAAUUUUACCGUCUCCUUGCUUAUUGGUGUUAUGGUCGGAGUCUUGGUGGCGCUAAUACUGAAACACACUUUGAUUCGUCGCUACCCUCGAAUUGAGAGCUGUCUAGUGUUGUUGAUCGCUUACGAGUCGUAUUUCUUUUCCAACGGCAGCCACAUGUCAGGUAUAGUAUCAUUACUGUUCUGUGGCAUUACACUCAAACACUACGCAUAUUAUAAUAUGUCCAGAAGAACACAGGUUACCAUAAAGUAUAUUUUCCAGCUGCUAGCCCAGCUUUCCGAAAAUUUCAUCUUCAUCUACCUUGGGCUGUCUCUGUUCACGGAAGUCGAGUUGGUUUAUAAACCCAUGUUGAUUAUAAUCACCGCCAUCUCGAUUUGUGUAGCACGCUGGUGUGCUGUUUUUCCCCUGUCUAACUUUGUGAACUGGCUGUAUAGAGUCAAGGCCAAACGAUCAAUGGGUGUUUACGGUAAUGAUGCAGCCAUCCCAGACGAAAUCCCUUACCAAUACCAAAUGAUGACUUUCUGGGCUGGUCUUAGAGGAGCAGUGGGCGUUGCUUUGGCGAUGGGUUUGCAAGGAGAUUUCAAGUUCACGCUCUUAGCCACGGUAUUGGUCGUCGUGGUUUUAACUGUGAUUAUUUUUGGAGGGACAACCGCAGGCAUGCUAGAGGUAUUAGGAAUCAAAAUGGGAUGCAUAGAUGAAAACGACGAUUCUGAUGAUGAGUUUGACAUAGAAAUGCCAAAGCCUAUCAACAUCGUUGCUAGCCCCAUACCGACUUACUCAGAUGAUCCACGAGACCAAGCCGUCAUAACUUCCCUACCGACAAGUAGGGGAGAACAACUACAAUCAGCUGAAUCCGUUCAACCGUCUUCCAGAGUUUCUUUGGAGAGGCAUCACCUAAGAGAAACUUUGAGCAAUAUAUUCUCGGCAGAUUCUCAAUGGUUCACAAAUUUCGAUGAACAGGUUCUAAAGCCUGUUUUCCUCGACAAUGGUGCUGAGGGGUCGCAGCCAAGAAACAGCGAUUCAAGUACGCCGAACUUUUUGGGUAGCAGAAGAUAA